Gallus gallus (chicken) is the source of this 1797-nucleotide messenger RNA. RefSeq names its product tubulin polyglutamylase complex subunit 1 (gene TPGS1). Gene Ontology annotation, biological process: protein polyglutamylation. Bases 58 to 888 code for a protein of 276 amino acids. Lineage: Eukaryota; Metazoa; Chordata; Aves; Galliformes; Phasianidae. The record is from RefSeq and is a predicted model, not a curated record. Gene Ontology annotation, molecular function: microtubule binding. The transcript is spliced from 2 exons.
AGCGGAAUAGCGGCGCACCAAGAUGGCUGGGACCCGCCUUCGCCGCCUGCAGAUAAGAUGGCGACGUACGAGAAGCGGCGGGCGGCGGUCACCCCGACCGCGGCGGCGGGCAGCGGGCUGGGGGACGAGGCGGAGUUCUUGCUGCAAGCUGACGUCACCGCCAUGGUGCGGGAGGCGCUGCUGAAGGUGCUGGAGGCGCGGCCGGAGGAGCCUGUCUCUUUUUUGGCCGACUACUUCGAGCGGUUGGUGCUGAGCAGCUCCGGCGCGGCGGGCGAGGCGGCCGCAGAGCUCUCGGGGCCGAUGCAGCGCCUGUCCCGGGCGCUGUGGUACGUGCGCCUGGCUCAUCACUCCCACAGGACGGCGUUCAACAACAACAUCAGCACGGCCUACGAGGUGCUGGGGGCCGGCGGGCGGCGGCGGAGGCUGGGCGUGGAUGGGCGGCUGUACAGCGAGCUGCUGCGGCGCAUCUGUCAGCAUGGGGACGCACCCCAGGAGGUGGCUGCCGAGCUGCUGCGUCGGGUGCAGUGCCGGGACCACGAGGCCGUGCCCUUCGACGUCUUCCGUUACGGUGUGCUCACCUGCUUUGUGCUGCUGGAGUUUGUGACCAAGGCACGGAUGCUGUAUGAUGUCCUGGAUAGCGGUGCCGGUGUGGCAGACAAGAGCGUCUGCCAGGCUGUCUUGUGUACGUUGGAGGAGGCGCUGGGAGCCAGCGGCCUCUCGGUGCCUGUCCGCUAUCUGGAGGCAGGCUCCAGGCUGGGGCCAGACUGCUUGGCCUUGGCCAUGGACCGGGCACUGCAGGAAAGGAAGCUCAGCACCACUAUGAGCAGAGAGGAAUUCCUGAAGAAAGCCACGGCUUUAUUCGUUGCAAAAGUGAAACCCGUUGAGUAACGUCAGGUGGGAAUAACGUUUGCUGGAUUCCCUGCGUGUUUCAAGCAGCACUUUGUGCUGUGGAGAAGGCUCUACUCCCUGAAGCUGGCUGGGCAGCGAGGCUCAGGUGAGCGACUCAGGUGAGCCCUGAGAGACUGCUGAUUUCCAUGCUCCAUUUCUUGCUCUGAGCAGUACCAGUGCCCACUCACCUCUAGAGCUUGGUGUUCCCAUGUCCUGGUGUGCCUCUCCUGAAUGUAGCUCCUCUAUUUCCAGCUGGCAUCAGAAAACCUUUUCUAGGCAUUAAGUGGGAACUGUAAACUGUUGGGCAGUUUUACUAAUUAAAAACAACGCAGAGUGAACUAACUGUGGGUCUGGAUCUCCAGCUAUCCCGUGGUGCCAUUCUAGGCCUGACGAAGCUGUGUUUGUGCAGCUUCAAUGAGGAGUGUUGCCUUUACAUUUGGCUUGGUUUCAUCCCUACCUCUGAAGUAUGGGAUGAAGCCUAUCGUGAGGACUCACAGGUGAACAUAGGGUUGACGUGAAGCAUGAAAUAAAGCAUUACUUGAUAGACAAAGCGUUUUAAAUGCAUAGAAGAUAUGUGGCUGGCUGGGAGGAGCUGCUUGCUGGUGCUGGAAAGCUGUUGGCAAACAGCUGCUCUCGCUCUUUCCUUGUUCUGUGUUUACCAAACCGCCUCCAGCUCUGCAAUCCAAGUGUUGGAGAUGAAGGUUCAUACUUGAACGCUGAUUUUCCCAAGGGAAACUGCUGAUGUGGGACUUUAAGCACCAAAAGACAAAACAAACUUCAUUCCUUUAGAGGUCGCUUUGCUUUUGAGGCGUGUUGAGCCGCACAAGUAUUUAUUUGUAUUUAUCUCUUUUAAUUAUGCUGUGCAAUGAUUGAUUUACUGCCAGACAUUAAAGCUUUGUCUUAUUUUUA